Messenger RNA from Naumovozyma castellii, 1137 nucleotides. RefSeq names its product putative methyltransferase (gene UPA2). Bases 1 to 1137 code for a protein of 378 amino acids. Lineage: Eukaryota; Fungi; Ascomycota; Saccharomycetes; Saccharomycetales; Saccharomycetaceae. The record is from RefSeq and is a predicted model, not a curated record. The transcript has a single exon.
AUGCCACCAAAGAGAAAAGCCACAGAAAAUGUUACUUCAAAUAAAAAAAAAUCAAAGGUUUUGGAACCAACAAAGAAAUCUAAAACAUCUAUUAAAGUUUUGUCCAAGAAAUUGAAUUACUCAUUAUGCAUCCCAACCACAAUAUUAGCAAACUGUACCAAUUUAGAACAGAUUACACAUGUAGUCUACCAAAUAGCAAAAGCAGCCACGAUAUUUAAUGCAGGUGAAAUAGUCAUAUUGGAUAUGGGUGACAGAAAGGAAACCAAAAUAACUGAAGAGAAAGAGGAGAAGAAGAAGAAGAAGACAGACGCAAGAUUAUCAGAUUCUAUGCUUAUUGCAUCAUUAUUACAAUAUUUUGUUACACCUCCAUAUUUGGUGAGUACUGUGUUUAAGAAACAAUUCAUGAAAUAUUUUACUGUGGCAUCCAAGCUGCCUAGAUUAUCAGCAUUACCAUUCAUGAGAUAUCUUAAUGAAGACAAUGGUCGUUAUAGAGAAGGUUUAGCAAUUAGAAUGACGAAACCGGGCUCUAAUAGUAAUUCUAAGAAAGAAUUCAAACAGACUAAAUAUAUUAACAUUGGGAAAGAGAAGAACCUGGAAUUGAAAAAACAAUUGGUGCCAGUCAAUGUUAGAGUCACUGUGGAUACCAUUGAAAAUCGUGUUGUUUCACCAGAAGAAGCAUAUGGAGAUUACGUUGGAGCGCAGGCCUCAUAUGGCUACCAUGUAAGAAUUGCUAAAACAUUUGGUGACAUAUUUACUCAAUGUGCAUUCCCAAGUGGUUAUUCACAGACAGUAUGGGUUAAUAGUGGUGAUUAUUAUUAUGAUGAAAAAUUGAAAAAGUAUUCGAAGGUGGAAUCUAAGAUUCCUGGAAUCACAAAAAUUGUUACUGGGGGAGAAAUAAGGAAAGCUGAUGAUGGACAGGAAGAGCCAGUGGAUGCCACAAAUUUGCUAAUAGUAUAUGGAAAAUGGGAUCAUAUUAAACGCAGCUUUCAGGAAUCAAAAGAACAAUUCGAAGGCUGUGAAGGUGCUCAUGAAUUUUUUGAUGGCCAAUUUGAACUUCCUGGUACAGCUCCAGCAGGAAAUAUUUCCAUCCAAGAUAGUUGUAUGAUCUCACUGGCAACUAUUCCAACUCUCCUUUAA